AUGUCAGAACUUCAAGUCUCCAAUUCGGAAGGCGGUUCUUCGCCCAAGCGAAGUCCAUGGAGCUUGCUGCGCGAGAAUCCUUUCAUCGUUGGACUAUCAGCGUUUGCUAGUCUCGGUGGUUUUCUGUUCGGCUAUGACCAAGGCGUUGUUCCCGGCGUACUCACAAUGAAAUCUUUCGCCGCCACAUUCCCUCGCAUCAAUAUCGACAGCGGCUUCAAGGCCGAUUGGAUCGGCAGGAAAGUCUCUAUGCUGCUAGCUGUUGGUAUUUUCACAGUUGGAUCUGUCUUUCAGACUGCUGCCAACGAUGUCCCACUCCUAUUUGCAGCCCGUGCUAUUGCGGGAUUCGGCGGUGGCAUGUUGACCAUGAUUGUCCCCAUGUACAUCUCCGAACUAUCUAUGCCCGAAAUCCGAGGAACACUGGUAGUCAUGCAACAACUCAGUAUCACUCUUGGUAUUCUUGUCAGCUACUGGCUCGAGUACGGAACCCAGUACAUCGGCGGCACUCGAUGCGCUCCAGAUAUCCCUUACUCAGGCGGCACUACCAACCUCCCCAAAUUCGAUCCUCGUUACGAUGUCGGCCCGGGCGGCUGCACCGGACAACCCGAUAUUUCGUGGCGCAUUCCCUUCGGUCUGCAGAUUUUGCCUGCUCUCGUGCUGGGCAUCGGCAUGCUGUUCUUCCCUGAGUCUCCUCGGUUCUAUCUGCUACGCCGCAAAGAAGACGAGGCACUUGCCGCCCUGGCCAAGAUUCGACGAGUGCAUCUCGACACUACCUCACUGCGCAACGAGUACCUUGGCAUCAAGGCAGAGGUUCUGUUCGAAGAGGCUCUCAACCGGGAAGGGUAUCCUGCUCUCUUUCUUAUUGAAAGAGUGGGCAGGCGCCCUUUGCUUCUCUGCGGAGCCGCUGGAACGUUCAUCUCGUUGAUCGUUGUUGGCGGCAUCAUUGGUGGUUUCGGAGAGUCACUCAGAACGAAUAAGUCAGCCGGGUGGGCUGGCAUCGCUUUCAUCUACAUUUACGACAUAAAUUUCUCUUACUCCUUCGCUCCCAUCGGGUGGGUUCUUCCCUCUGAGAUUUUCAACCUUGGAAACCGUUCGAAAGCCAUGGCAAUUACAACAAGCGCGACCUGGAUGUCCAUCUUCGUCAUUGGAUUGGUGACUCCGGACAUGUUGGAGACCAUUGGAUACGGCACCUAACUCUUUUUCGCCGGCUUCUGCGCCAUUGCCUUCUUCUUCACGCUUUUUGUUAUUCCGGAAACGCGCGGCAAAAGCCCUGAAGACAUGGACCUGGUGUUUGGCGACACGGCUGCACAUGACGAAAAGACGAGAUUGGUCGAGAUAGCAGCCUCCAUGGGCCUCACUGAUGUUUUGCCGGAUGAAAAGAUUGAUGAUGCUGCAACCAAGGUUGAACACCACGCUUGAAAGGUGCCUCACAAUGCCAGGUCAUUCUGGUGGGUUUCGGAGACGAAGGAAACAGGCAGCGAGAAAACAAAUCGCACGAUGGUAUACAUUGAUACCGCAGGAAAGCGCCCAGGUCCGAGAUUAUCUCUCUGGGGCGUUGCCAAUUAUCAUGAGAACUUAGGUAGCUCACA
This is a messenger RNA of Verticillium dahliae VdLs.17, 1586 nucleotides long. Its product is annotated as H+/hexose cotransporter 1. Gene Ontology annotation, cellular component: membrane. NCBI's taxonomy places the organism in Eukaryota, Fungi, Ascomycota, Sordariomycetes, Glomerellales, Plectosphaerellaceae. Gene Ontology annotation, molecular function: carbohydrate:proton symporter activity. The transcript has 5 exons. The record is from RefSeq and is a predicted model, not a curated record. The coding region runs from base 1 to 1191 and encodes 396 amino acids. Gene Ontology annotation, biological process: carbohydrate transport; transmembrane transport.